CUUCUUUCGCCUUAUUAUUUUUUUUUGGUCGUCCUCCUUCUUCUUCUCCUCCUCCCCUUCUACAAAACUUUUUACAACAACAACUUUCUCUCUCGUCGCGUCCGCACUCCAGUUUCUUUCAUCUACUAUCCACCACCACCACCAGCUAAAAGAGCUGGAAUAUGCGCUAUUGUCUUGACGCGUCUCAUAUAAUUUCAACCGCGUCCAUAUAAUAUUUCCGAUUUCCUCUACCUUCACAUGGUUCAUUGUGCGGCUAGUCAAUAAACCUUUUGGCUAUCUCAUAGCCAGUAAGGCACAAUGGUGCUCUUUAAACGCAAGCCGGUGCAGUUUUUACUGCCCCCGCCGCUUGAGGAUGAAAAUGUUGAGGUGUGGUAUAUCCCCCAGACCGGGGAGGUAUUCGUGAACUACGAAGAAUAUUUGAAUCGGAUGGACUUCUACAGUCAGCCCCGAUUCAUAUGUCAGAUCACAGGUCAUUCCGGCUUAUCCUUCUUUGAUGCUUUGAAGAGCGAGCAUGAUGGUGCUCAAGAGGUCGAUCAAGCGUUCCCCGAAGCCCUCAAAGCCCCAGUCCUACGCCGCGUCCAAUUUCAAACGAUAUCCCGAAUCGAUACUUUAGUCGAUAUGAUUUUCGAUGAGUUUAAGGCCGAUUAUUACCCAGGAGAAGCGGUGGUAGUCCUACUAGAUAAUGGGGAACGUGCGGCUGGAAUAGUAAGAGACAAAGCACGUUUAGGAAGCAAGGUGUUGCCAGACGGAACGCUCACACAGCCAUACUCGCGCUAUAUGAUUAGCCUCGACAAUCGGCGGGAAGUGUUGAUGCACGGCAACAACAUCUGCCGUGAUAGGAAGAUCUUUACCAAGUCGGUGUUGCGUUCCUUUAUCAAGAACACCGUAACUCGUGAAUCAUGGAAUGGUGCCCCUUGGCUCGUCAAGCACACUGUUGCCGCGCAAUACCAUAUCGACACGCGAAUACCGCCUCACCUACGCCACGAGACUAGAGUCGCUGAACGAAAGCAGCAUCAGGCGCAAAAGAAGGCGUCACAACCAACUACCAAUGGCAAUCACGAGAUGAAUGGCAUGGGUCCCGCAUUUCCGAACUUUGGCCCAGCCCGACUACCAGAACUCAAGCCUGCGCCAAAGAGCCACAAGGUAGCAAAGACUCACCAUAAUCAGUCGCCGCAUCACCAGGACCACAUGGCGCAUAUGCCCAAUGAUGCCGAUAUGUAUCUUGCUCAGCAUCAAGGACCGCUGCCACAAGUACCAGGGAACCAACCUUUUCAAUUCCCCAUGCCUUUUAGGAACAGCAUGCCCCCUCCUCCUCUGGCCACGCAGCCUCAACCUCAGUCGCGACCGGAACCCCCGCCUCCUCCUCCGCCUCCUAAGUAUCCUAUCGAGGAUCUACAACUAGAACCGCGUGACGACUGUGUCCGCCCGGCACUGAAAUUCAUGUGCAAUGACCCGCCAGAGGGUGUUAUCGACAGUAGCGCGCAAAACGACAAGAUUCUGAUGAAGUCUAUUGGACCAUUGUUAGAGACGUGGGAUACGCUUAACAUAUAUUGCGAGGUUUAUAAGCUUGACUCUUUCACCUUUGACGACUUCGUUGAAGCGAUGGAAAUUACAAGCGAAGAUAUUCCUUGCCAACUAUUUACCGAGAUUCACUGCGCACUUUUGAAACAGAUAGUAAGCACUGAAGCCGACGGCGGGAAGUUACUAGUCGAUUUACCAGAGCUUGACGAAGAUGAAGAUGAGGACGAAGACGACGAAAGCUCAGUCCCAAGUCCUGAACCAGAGCCCGAACCAAAGCCGACAGGACGUGCUACUAGAAGUAGCUUGGCGAAACUCGAGGCAGAGAGACUUGCUGCCGAAGCCGCCGCCGCUGAAAAGGAAAAGAGCCCUGAAGUGAAGAUUAAGCACCGCGCUGCUGAAGUCUUGGCUGACUUCAACUGGAUCGAGCAACUAAAGAACCGUCAUUUCCAGGACGGUGGUUGGGAGAUGAUCCUGGUUGGACUUCUACACCAAUUAUCCAAAAAGCCGCAAGCAACCGAGUCUUGCGAAGAACUACUGGCACACCUUGUGCCUCCCGAUGUUGAGCCGUCCCAGGAGACAGUCCGCGAACAGUAUAGCCAGCUCGACCUAAAUCUUCGUGUCUCCGCUCUUCAGAUCUUAUGCCUCUUAACCGUAGACACUAAGGCAUUCCGCGCAUAUAUGGAAGAAUGCGCCGAUACUAUGACGGGUUACAGAAAGGAGAAGAUCGAGUGGCAAAGGCAACGAAAGCAAGCUAUCGAGGAUCUGAAAGGCCUUAAUGAUCAACGCAAGAUUCUACUCCCAGAGAACAUGCCGCCUUCCCCGCCCGCCGAGGAACCCGAGGCCGUCAAAACCAAUGGUGAUGUCAAGAUGACCGAUGUGGACGACUCGGCUGAAGAACCCAGUGAAGAGGUUGGUGAUAGUGACGCGGAGGAUAAUGUUCGUCGCAACACUCGACGAGGUGGUAAUCGCGCAGCAGAACGCCAACGCAAACGCGAGGAACAAGAACGAAAGAAGGAGGCAGAGUUGGCUGCAAAGGUGCCAAAGCAGUCUAAACAAUUUGUGAAGUUGCUCAAGGAUAUCCAAAAGAAACAGGAUGCCAUUAAGAACUGCGAGGAUGAAAUUGCUAUCCUCGACAAUGAUCUCCGAGAGGCGGAUUGUGCCCGAACGCGAAUUCUCGGUAAAGAUCGAUUCUGGAAUCGGUACUACUGGUUUGAGCGAAAUGGUAUGCCGUAUGGUGGGCUUCCCACUAGCUCGACAGCUGAUUCUGGAUACGCCAAUGGUUGUAUUUGGGUUCAAGGUCCCUUGGACAUGGAACGCGAAGGAUAUAUCGACAUGCCUGCGGAGUACCAGGAUGAGUACAAGGCCAAAUUUAAGAUGACAGUACCCCAACGCAAGAAGAUGGAAGAGGGUCGUACCAGCGUAUUCAACGCGCACCAAUGGGGUUAUUACUCGGAGCCUGGCGAGGUGGAUUCAUUGCUGAGCUGGCUGGAUCCUCGGGGUUUUAAUGAAUCCAAACUGCGAAAGGAGAUCUUGAUAUACAAGGAAAAGAUCGUUACGCAUAUGGAAAAUCGAAAUAAAUACCUUGGUUUGACGGGUGAAGAUGAGGAUGGAGAUGAAGCAAAGGAGAAUGGCAAAGAUGAACCCAAGCGAAUGACGACCCGUACAAAGGCCCAGGCUACUCCAGAGCCUACACACUUCCGCUGCCUCAAUUGGUCCAAUAACGUUGCGAUCGAUGAAUUUGGGCACCUUCAUAGCGAGCUACCUCCCCCGCCGAAGACGAAGGGCCGUAAGGCCGCACGAAAGGCCAAAAACUAAUUUGUUUUUGACUAUAUUCUACGACUAAAUAAAUCAUGACAACAUCGCAUAAUACAAUAAACGGUCUAGGCGCCCGGUACAUAGGCAAUACGCAUAAAGAGUUACGAACGCAACAAUUCAACGAAUUUCUAUUCUAUAAGUUUUAGAAGGGGUCAUUUGAGUAGAGAAAAAAAGCCGUGGCAGGCGAGGCGUUCCUGAUUGAUUGAUUACACCCAAAGGUGUUCUAGGCGAGGAGGGAGUUUUUUUCUUAGGAUGAGCCAUGAAUCAAGUCAGUCGAUGGACUUUUCGCAUAGGGAGGAGUGGGUUUGUUUUUGCUUGCAGUUGCGUUGAGAACCGAUAUGGUGGGAAGGCGCGAAAUCGAGCGUCUUGUUCUGUACAUAAGGCCAUAAGAGAGGGGCCGAUGACUCGGAACGCAAUACAUAACAAUGAAUUCUAUAAUCUUGACUUGUUUUCUUGUGGUGACUUGAUAUUAUCGCUCUUCGUUACGAAAUGCACCAUCUUUAGACGUUGCUGCAUAUUGACACGAUAUGAACGAUCGUGGGUAUCGUAUUGAAAUGCGACAAAGAUCCAUGGAUGCGCCCAGU
Hypoxylon trugodes is the source of this 3920-nucleotide messenger RNA. RefSeq lists its product as uncharacterized. The record is from RefSeq and is a predicted model, not a curated record. The transcript has 8 exons. The coding region runs from base 298 to 3336 and encodes 1012 amino acids. NCBI's taxonomy places the organism in Eukaryota, Fungi, Ascomycota, Sordariomycetes, Xylariales, Hypoxylaceae.